AUGAUAGUAGUAGCCAUUUUUGCGAUUUUUUCUAUAUUGUUUAUAUUUAGUGGGGUAUUUGAAUAUAUACAUAGGAGGAAUUCACGAAGGACGCAAUAUAUAAACUCAAAAAGGGUCAAAAAUAAGAAACUUGGAAAUAUCGUUUUGCAUGGACAUAUGCUAAAGGAUUCUUUUGCAUCAACAUUAAAUAAUUUCUUUUGUAAAUUAAAAAUAAUAAAUAAUGUUUUCCUAAGAUAUGUAUCAUAUAAUGAAUCAGAGCUAGUUAAAAAUAAUUCUAAAGAAACUAAAAACGGUGAUAUUCCACAAGAAAAAAAUUAUGAAAAUGCUAAAGUAAAAACUAUUUAUUUUAUUAGACAUGCAGAGUCUGUAUGGAACAGUGUUAUAAAUAAAAAAAUAUCAGCACAAAUGAUUAUUGAUUUAGGUUUAUUAUUAAUGUAUGAACUAUGUCUUUUAUUUGAUAAAAAAACACUAUUAGUCGAUUCUCCUUUAAGUAACGCUGGAGUUAUGCAAUCAAUAGAAUUAUUAAACUUUUUGAAUCAGGGUCAAAAUGGAAUUAAUCAGGAAUCUCUAAUUUGCUAUAGAGAGCCAUGCAAUAAUACCAAGGAGGAUGAUUUAAAAAAUAAAAGUGAGAAAAGCAUGGAACUUAUUAGAAAAGGUUCUAUAAAAAAUCUUUAUAAGAAAACAAGAAGAAAAAAAAAAACUGAUAAUGAUACAUCAAAUGGCAAAGGGGAAAAAAAAAAAAAUGAUGUAAACCAAACAUUAGACAAUGAAUAUUUUAAAUUCUUAAUUGAAAACAUAAAUAACAAUAAUAAAUCAGACGAUGCUAUGAGCAUUCAAAAUUUUGAUAAUGAAAAUAAUAACGGCGAAAAUGAUGAUAGCGAUAUGUAUACUGAAAUAAGUAAUGAUGAAAAGAAAUAUGAUCCUGAUGCAAUAAUAAAUUUGAGUAUAGAAGAUCAUAUAAAAAUUAUUAAUAAUACUUCAAAAUAUGAAAGUUCUAUAUUAUGCUCUGAUUUAAGAAGAACUAUUUCUACUUGUUUUAUUUCGUUAUACAAUAGAAUUAAUACAAGUAAGGAUAGUGUUAGUGUUUUAAAUUCAUUACAAGAAAUUAGCAGAAAUCCUGAUUGCAUUCCACUAUUUUCAUAUUAUGAUAAUAAAUAUAUUAAAUCGGAAGUUGAAAGCGUUUUUUAUAAAAAAGUUGGAAAAUUACUUAAAACUAAAAUACAUUUGAGGAAUAAAAAAUCAAAAAAUAAGUUUGUUGAUACGCUAGACUAUAUAUUUUCCAAAGACAAUGAUAUUUUUAUCGUAUUUGGUCAUAGUAAUUGGUUUAAAAUAUUCUUUAAUAAUUUUUUGAGGUCACCUCAUAUAUCUAAAACAAAUAAAAUUAAAAAUUCUGGAAUAGUAGUAUUCAAUAUGAUUAAAUCGGAUCAUAACGGUACUCCGUAUUAUGAAAUCCAAGAAAAUAGCAUUAGAUCAAUAUACAAAGGAUUUGAAGGAAGUGAAAAUGAAGAAUUACAAAAAGCGAGCUAA
Molecule: messenger RNA, 1527 nt
Organism: Plasmodium berghei ANKA
Lineage: Eukaryota; Apicomplexa; Aconoidasida; Haemosporida; Plasmodiidae
Product: conserved Plasmodium protein, unknown function
Exons: 1
Coding region: 1-1527 (508 amino acids)
Source: RefSeq, a predicted model, not a curated record